GUCGGGAUCGGUCCAUGUGCUGUUGCCGUUGCCAUCCGUAUCGGGAAAUAAGCACGCAACGUGCACACAGAAAUGAAUUGAAUUUGGAAAUAUAUUUUGAAAAAGAACAAAUCCUAAUAGUGCGGGUAUUUAACCGUCGACUAUUUCGUUUCGGGUUAAAGAAAUUUAGUUUGCCUUUUCAUAAUUUGUGUGCAGCGAACCACGAAAUUGGCCAAGGGAAGACGCAUAGCCGAAGAGGUGCACGACCAUGUCGGGCAGGCGGGCACAAUCCCUGCCGCCGCACAUGAUGGAGCCGGCAAAGCCGGAACGCGGACGCUGCGUGGCUGCCAUCUGUUUCUCGUGGAAGGUGCUCACCUGCGUCGUUUCCCAUGUACUGCUCGUGCUGCUUGUGGUCUCGUACUGUGUGGGCGGUGCCUAUUUGUUUCAGCAUCUCGAACGACCGCAUGAGAUUGAGGUCAAGCGGGACAUACAGAAUCUACGCUUCAAUCUCACCGAGCGCAUUUGGCUGCUCUCCGAUGAUGCGCUGGUGCUGCGCGAGAACGAUUGGAUGGCGAAUGUGAGCAAGCAUUUGGCCAACUUUGAGAAGCAGAUCAUGACGGCCAUCAAGGCCGACGGCUGGGACGGCGACGAGGAUGUGCGCAAAUCCCAAUGGACUUUUGCCGGCUCCCUAUUCUACUCCAUCAUCGUCAUAACCACAAUUGGCUAUGGCCACAUAUCACCGCGCACAGACUGGGGCAAGGUGACAACGAUCUUUUAUGCCAUCGUUGGGAUUCCAUUGAUGCUGCUCUGUCUGUCAAACAUUGGAGAUGUGAUGGCCACAUCGUUUCGGUUCCUCUACUGGCGCAUCUGCUGUUAUGUGUGCACCCGCUCGGCGAAGCGGCCCAGAAAGGCACGGUCGAGGCAAAGAUCUAUGCGGAUGCGGCCGCAGCGUGUUACGUCGCGAUCUCAGCCGCCGCCUUCGUUCAGGCGCUCCAUGAAGAUGACACAGCGUUCCAACAAUGACUCUGGGCUGGGGCCCUCCAUGGGGCAUGCCUACUCGGAUCCGGAGCUGCGCACUCUUGGUCGCGGCUACGAUGACCGCGAUCGUGACCUUGGCGGCGGCGGAUAUCGCGGCAGUGGAAACCGUUCACGUCGCCCGCAGAUGUACCACCAGCCACUGCAGCAUGAGCCUCGCCAGCGUCAUACCAUUUACGGCGAUGAGUACGAGACGCAGACCUUGAAUCGCGCCAACCGCUACAGCAGCCGGCAGCGUCAGCGGGACAGAAUGCGGGACCGGCAUACUGUGGAGCGUGAGCGCUAUUUGGGUCACUCCAGGACGCACAUACAUGGUUCCAUUGAUGAUUUCAGCGACAUGCCCCCACCGGCGAAGCGUGCGGCCAGUGUGCGCUCCGUGCGCUCACCCCAACACCAGGAUACGCGCGCCUCUCGUGAACUGCAUCGUCUGCACUCAACGCCGGGUCGUGGCACGGGUCGUGCAAAAAGUGUGGAUCCGCGGCAUGGACACAUCUCGUCGCACUACGAAGAUGUGGAUGAGGAUGUGGUGCGUAAGACGCCCAUAAUACCCAAUCGCUAUGCGCUGGACGACGACAACGACUUGGUUAACAGCGGGCAACAUGCCCGCAAUGCGCCACGCAGCCAAUCGAUGCCCAGGUCGGCGCAUCGUCAACGCCAACGUCAAAGGGACCUAGAACGAGAGCGUUCACCGCAGCCACAACCGCCGCCUUCGCAUCAUCAUCAUCAACAACAACAACGAUCCAAUGGACGACGUGCUGGCAGUCUGGGCCGUCAAUCCUCGCGCUACGGCAAUCAUUUGGAGCCGCCAGACUACGAUGCAGGGCCGCCGCAGCGACAUCGACGCGGACGCUCGCCGCGCCACGAGGACUACGUGGAGGAGAGCUUCGAUGAGCUGUCCAUGUGCGACGAUAACGACUUAUACGAGGAUUAUCCAGUGCGUCAUGGUUCGCGUAACCGGGAGCCCCGCCGCGAGCGACGUCGCGAACGCCGUCUACCACCCUCGCCACGCAUCAUGUCGCCAAUGGGCUUUCCCGUGCAGCGUCAGAUCCGGCGACGUCCCAGCUAUGAUUACGAUGACGACGAUUCCAUGUACGGCGACGAGUAUGGCGACAGGUUCGAGCUGGUGCCCAAGGACCGGCCGGUGCCCAUUUGGCUGUGCGUCUUUCUGGUGGUCAGCUAUAUACUGGGUGGUGCCGCCCUUUUUGCCUACUGGGAGCAAUGGUCAUUCCUGGACUCGGCCUACUUUUGCUUCAUCACGCUGACCACAAUUGGCUUUGGUGAUUUUGUGCCCGCCAAGGGCGUCAAGGAUGAGUCGGAGCAGUCCAUUGCCUACUGUUCCCUGUAUCUGCUCUUUGGCAUCGCGCUGCUGGCCAUGAGCUUCAAUCUGGUGCAGGAGGAGUUUAUAGCCAAUGUUAAGGAGGUGGCACGACGCCUGGGCAUACUCAAAGAUGAUGACGAUGAACAACAGGACGACUGAGUCUCCUGGACUUGCCACAGUAAGAUUUCAAUAUAAUAAACAAACUUAACGCGAAAUGCUUGGGAUAUGAUUAUCCAAGAAAUGCCAUAGCAUCUGUAUACAUUUAUCUCAAUUACAUUUAUUUCACUAUAUCGAACGUUCACUGUGGUACAGGUGCGUUUAUUUGAGGAAAAAUAUGUGCAUAUUGUAUUGAAAAAGAAUCUCAAAAGUUGAUACAAAAAGCAAAAAUAAAGUUAAAAAUAAAAAGGAACAGGCAAAUUUAAAAGAGGUGCUCCAA
Molecule: messenger RNA, 2768 nt
Organism: Drosophila montana
Lineage: Eukaryota; Metazoa; Arthropoda; Insecta; Diptera; Drosophilidae
Gene: galene
Product: galene
Exons: 6
Coding region: 248-2491 (747 amino acids)
Biological process (GO): stabilization of membrane potential; potassium ion transmembrane transport
Cellular component (GO): plasma membrane
Molecular function (GO): outward rectifier potassium channel activity; potassium ion leak channel activity
Source: RefSeq, a predicted model, not a curated record